This is a messenger RNA of Cicer arietinum (chickpea), 1026 nucleotides long. Its product is annotated as thioredoxin domain-containing protein 9 homolog. The record is from RefSeq and is a predicted model, not a curated record. NCBI's taxonomy places the organism in Eukaryota, Viridiplantae, Streptophyta, Magnoliopsida, Fabales, Fabaceae.
AUCGAAACCGAAAGAACCUAGACGGCGUCGUAUCAACGACUAUUUUUGAAGGUGAAGUGCAGAGCGGGGAAGAGAGAGAGAGAGAGAGUGAGAGAGAUCUAGGAACGGAAGAUGGAGAAGGGGAAGAUUGAAGAGGUCAUCGAGAAACAAGUCCUCACGGUGGCGCAGGCCGUCGAGGACAAAAUCGAUGAAGAGAUUGCCGCCCUCGAACGUCUCGACGAUGAUGAUCUUGAAGCACUCAGGGAACGCAGGCUACAACAAAUGAAAAAGAUGUCGGAGAAGCGCAGCCGUUGGAUCUCCCUCGGACACGGCGAAUACACCGAGAUUCCUUCCGAGAAAGACUUCUUCUCCGUCGUCAAAGCCAGCGAACGCGUCGUCUGUCAUUUCUUCCGCGAAAAUUGGCCCUGCAAGGUUGUGGACAAGCAUUUAAGUUUGAUGGCGAAGCAGCAUAUUGAGACCCGGUUUGUAAAAAUCAAUGCUGAAAAAUGUCCAUUUUUAGCUGAGAAGCUCAAGAUCGUUGUUCUUCCUACUCUUGCUCUUAUAAAGAAUGCCAAAGUGGAUGAUUAUGUGGUGGGUUUUGAUGAACUUGGUGGUACUGAUGACUUUAGCACUGAGGUUUUGGAAGAAAGACUGGCUAAAGCUCAAGUCAUAUUUUUGGACGGUGAAUCAUCGUUACAUCGUGCAAGGUCCAAUGCACAAAACAAAAGAAGUGUUCGGCAGAGCACAAGGGCAGACUCCUCUGAUUCAGAGUAACUUGUAUUUCCUGAUGAGCUUUAUUCAUGUUGUUCUCUUGGGAAUACGAGAGCUAACAUCAUCGUCUAAAUUGAGUUUCAUUGGCCUGUUGCGUGCCUUCCUAAAUUUAGUUUCAUUGGCCACUUGUGUGUCUUUUAAGAUUGAUUUUACUGUAAUUUAUAGAUCUAGUGCUUCUCUCGGAGGCCAGUACUGUUGUUUGGAUCAUCCUCUGAUGAUUGUACCAAUGAUACUAAUCAGUAUUAGUAAUACUACCAGUUUUGAGAUAGACACACA